GUCUUAACAAACGGAAAUUAAGAAUGGUUACAAAGAGGAUCCGAACGGAGUAUAUGAAGAGAUUCAAGGACCCAAAAUGGGAAACCUACGCCAAGUGUUAUGAGGAGAUGGUAAAGUACAGACUGACGAGAAGGCUUUUGGAACAAACACAUAAUCCGUGGUUUUGGAACGGUGACAGUGACUCGGAAUCCAGCAGGUCCACUCCUCAAAAUAAUAAAGUUGAGCCAUUGGUCCUAAAAGAAGAAUCACAACGAGAACGUGAGAGAAAGAUUCCACCUAAACAACCAUUUGAACAGAAGAUCCCAAUUUCAGAAGAAGUGCAUGAAGAAGUUGCUUCUCCGCAGACCUCGCCACCCAUUGGUAAAGCAUUUUUAAGGUCAAUGUUUACAGUUUAUUAUCAAUCAGUUAGAAUAUAAUUUUUUUAAUGUUUGUUUCAUUAUCCAUAUAUCCUCAGUAAUUUUCUUACACAGUCUUGCACAAUUUCACCAAUAUAUUUGAUAUGUUUAAAACAAUGUUUAUGCAGAUGGAAAUUAGCUGUUAACAGCUACCAGAGACUCAUGUUUUUGUUGUAGACUGUCCCUGCCUGGUCAAAUAAAGUUAAUAAAAUAAAACAAAUAAAGAAUUAAACAAUAGGACUCUCAUGCAACUGUUUAUGUUAUAACUGAUAAGUUAACAUGGCAUGAUAUAAACCUUUUGUAUCACACCCUCUGUCUGUUAACUGUUUCUUCCUACAACACUUGCACAUAUUAAAAACUAAAAGGUAUACUAAUAAAAUGAUAGAACUCAUAAGUAUUCCUCAUCCCUUCCUAGAUGUACAGGUUGCUGUGGACAGAGGCUGUGGAGAGACAGAGGAAGAGAAGCUGGGACAAGUAUUAACUGCCUCUGAGUUAGGGAAGAAGCCAGAGGCCCAAACUACAGCCAAACGGUCCAGAAAGCCCCCCAGGGCAUGUAGCCAGCUACGGAAGCCCAAAGAGACUGACAAGAAAAACAGGCACCCAUUUGCCCUGUAUGGAGGGGGUGACAGGCCAGCUGAGAUGGCUAGGAAGAAGACUCACAAUGUGGGUCCAGCUGCAUCAACCAAGGAGGUGAUUACUCACUAAUGCAAAUUCCAAAAGGUCUGUCAAGUGUUUGAUUCAGUGUAGUAGGUCAAUGGGGCGGUUUCUCGGACCCAGAUUAAACAUAGUCCUGAACUAAAAAUAAUAUUCAAUGGAGAAUCUCCGGUAACCGACCCAUAGUAUUCCUUUACUUCAUUUCACUAACUCUUGUUGUGGUCCUCAGAUCCACCAGUCUGCAUUAACUCUUAUGUUGUGGUCCUCAGAUCCACCAGUCUGCAUUAACUCUUAUGCUGUGGUCCUCAGAUCCACCAGUCUGCAUUAACUCUUAUGCUGUGGUCCUCAGAUCCACCAGUCUGCAUUAACUCUUAUGCUGUGGUCCUCAGAUCCACCAGUCUGCAUGAACUCUUAUGCUGUGGUCCUCAGAUCCACCAGUCUGCAUUAACUCUUAUGCUGUGGUCCUCAGAUCCACCAGUCUGCAUUAACUCUUAUGCUGUGGUCCUCAGAUCCACCAGUCUGCAUUACGGGCCAAAACCAGACGGGAGGUUGAGAAGCAGGUGCAGAAAGUGGACAAGCAGAGAGUGCGGUCUGCAGAGCUGGAGAAAGAGACCAUGACCAAACCUGACUUUGACCCCUGGAUGACGGAGUACAUGCGCUGCUUUUCUGCCAGGUCCUGAUAGAUAUAGAGGGCAAUACUUAUGAAAAACAUAAGAUGGGGAAUAUGGUCUUCUUUAUCAAAUAUAAAACAUAUAGAAUUAUUUUGUUUCCAAAGUUUGCAUUCACCAUGCUUUUCAAACUUUUUAAUGUUAAUAUAUUCCUUAGUCACUACAAAGUAUUGCGUCCAAAUCAUGCAUUAACGUAAUUCAGUUUUAGAACGGUAAUGCACAAAACCCUCUGAGUGAACAGAUUUGUCUUGCAGUAACAAUGUGCAGUAAAUAGUCCUCUCUGUUUGUGAAAUACAAUAUCACUGUCCAAAGGUAUUUCUACACAGUAUGGCACUAGAUAGUCCUGGUCUCAGCUUAUUGCUCUUUGCACCGCCAGGACCCAGCCAAGGGUUCCUCUCAGGCGGCCUUAGGUUUAGGUGGUAUACCGGGGUAUUUUGAAAUACAGACGGUAUGAUUU
Messenger RNA from Coregonus sp. 'balchen', 2174 nucleotides. NCBI's taxonomy places the organism in Eukaryota, Metazoa, Chordata, Actinopteri, Salmoniformes, Salmonidae. The record is from the annotation of a GenBank genome assembly.